Messenger RNA from Synchiropus splendidus (mandarinfish), 5752 nucleotides. It is a transcript of the gene parp4, whose product is annotated as poly (ADP-ribose) polymerase family, member 4. Gene Ontology annotation, molecular function: NAD+ poly-ADP-ribosyltransferase activity. Bases 89 to 5608 code for a protein of 1839 amino acids. The record is from RefSeq and is a predicted model, not a curated record. The transcript has 39 exons. Lineage: Eukaryota; Metazoa; Chordata; Actinopteri; Syngnathiformes; Callionymidae.
UUUAGAGGCGAACUCCUCCCUCAGAACCAGGAAGCACUAUCCAGUAGUGCCUGAUGUUGGGAGUUUGACAGCUGCAAACUGCGCAGACAUGGCUCUCUUUGAGGGCUGCUCAUUGCUUCUGGAGUUGAAAAAUCUCCCUUUCAAGGAAAAGACAAAAAUAAAGUCAUCCAUAACAGAAAAUGGAGGCCAUAUUUCCUUUGUGAUCAACAAACAGUGCUCCCUAGUAGUGACCAACGAUGUGUCCAAGCUGACCUCCAGGCUGCACCGCAUCCAGAAGUACCAGACGCCUGUUGUGGGGCUGGAUUACGUGCACAGCUGUCUGGAGAGGAAUGUUCUUUUACCAGUGGAUGAGUUCAAACUGGAUAUUUCUUCGCCCUUCGCUUUGUCUCGUGCUGUCCCACACACCCCUCCGCAACCAGCCCCUCUCCGACCCCCAGUGGCCAAGCAGCCCAGAAGGAACAGGCAGCAGUCGCAGACAGAGGUUGAAGAGGAGAAUGGAAACAUUUUGGAUAAGUUCAGAGUGUAUAGGGAUGCAGAUCAGGAUUUGCCAGAGUUCUCUGAACACUUCCACGUGGCCAAAUACAGCAUUUUUCAAAAGGGGAACAGGACCACAUGGUGUGUUCUGGAGCUGCAGAGUUAUUGUGGAGAUGAUGGGCAGAAGUACCGUGUGGUCCGGUACUGGAUGGAAAAGAAACACUCAAAGCGAGACAUGUUGGUGUAUCCGACGACAUCUGAGGAGGCUGUGGAGAUUUAUAAAGUAAUGAUGGAGAAUCAGAAGGCUGCGGGUUUAAAGCAGGAAAAGGACAUGCCUCCUCAGGUCACGGACUUCGGCUCCUCUCCUCUGCAGCAGCUGCUGCUGGAGGAGAAGCUGAGCACUGGAGUGUUGUCACACAGUGUGGGUGUGUUUGUGGAGCUGCUGUGGACCGAGGCCCAGGGUUGUCUUGACAACACCCUCCAAGUUCCAAUCGACAAACUCAGCAUCAAUGAUGUGAGUCGAGCCGAGGGACUGCUGAUUCAAGUGCAGAGAGAAAUGAAGAAGGCCAACCAUCCUGAGGUGGCAUCUCUAAUGGCUGCCGUUUACACUCUCCUGCCACACAAAGUCCCUCCACCAUUUCCUGAUCCGAGUCUUGUGUCCCAGAAACUGGACCUGUGUCAGCUAAUCCGGGAUGUUCUAAACGUGAAAGAGAUGAGUAUGAGCGGCUCUGCCCUGUCCUGCUUGGGGAAGUACCGUGCGCUUCGGUGCAGCAUUGAAGAGGUUGCCAAUGAUAGUUCUGAAUUUCAAACUGUCACUUCUUUACUCGAAAGGAGUUGUGACAGCGACUUGGAAUUCAGUGGGGUGAAUAUCCAACAAAUACUGCGUGUUACCCGAGGUGUGGAGCUCCAGACUUUCAGGAAUGAGCUGGGGAACAUUAAGUCUCUGUUCCACUCAUCGACUCCCAGGAACUUUGUGGGGAUUCUGUCUCGUGGUCUGCUGCUUCCUCGUGUUGGAGUGGAGGAUCAUGGGAUAAUUAGAACAGAUGGUGGAAACCUAGGUGGUGGCAUCUAUUUCAGUGAUUCCAUGAGCACAUGCAUUGGCUAUUCCAAGGCCAGUGAUACGGAUGGCUCUCGCCUCAUGCUUGUGUGUGACGUGGCACUAGGUUCAUGCAAGGACGUGUAUAAGAAAGACUACACGCUGACUCAAGCACCUGAGGGACACACAAGUGUGCAUGCAGUCCGUAAAUCCCCAAGGGCUUCAUCUGAGUUUGAGCAUGACGAGUUUGUGGUCUACAGUCCUGAUCAAGUGAGGCUGAAGUAUGUGGUCCAAUUCAGCUGCUCCACUGACUCAGUCAGGAAAUUCAGUCCCUCCAUCAACUUGUGUGAUGAGAAGGCGUUGCCCUCUCCUGGCGACGCGAUUUCCGAGAAAGAUAUUGGAAUAGAUGAUAUAAAGAACCCUCUGGAGGACAUGAAGGCCGGAUUGCUGGACAGCAAGGGGCAGCAGCUCCCUCUGCAGGCUGUCAAUGUGAAGUGCAGGCUGAAGGAUCUGCUCUCUCAGGUCAUAAUCUUCCAGAAGUACACUAAUCUGGGAACCGAGCCCAUCGAGGCAAAGUACGUCUUUCCGUUAGAUGACUCAGCAGCAGUGUGUGGGUUUGAAGCAUUCAUCAAUGGAAAGCAUGUGGUGGGACAGGUGAAGGAGAAGGAACGAGCACGCCAAGAGUACAAGCAGGCAGUAGAGAAAGGCCAUGGAGCGUACCUCAUGGAUCAGGACGCCCCAGAUGUUUUCACCAUCAGUGUGGGCAACCUGCCACCGGGCGCAACCGUCAUCAUUAAAGUUACCUUUGUGUCUGAGCUGGUGAUCAAGGACGGGAGUGUUUUCUUCUCUCUGCCUGGAAGCGUCGCUCCUUGGCAAGAGAGUGCAGCACUCAACCAGACCACACAAGUGACUUUGGAUAAAGUCUGUAUCACUGACGAAACAGCAAGUAAAAGAGAGUUCACUCUGGACAUGGCAAUUGAGAUGCCCUAUGAUAUCACAAGACUGCAUUGUGUUACCCAUGAAAUCCUAAGGAAGAAAACAGAUUGCAAAGCAGUAGUGAGCUUGCAGCCUGGACAGGUGAUGGGUCCAGAAGGAUUCCAGCUGUUCAUCAGUCUGUCUGCGGUUCAUUUACCCAGGAUGUGGGUAGAAAACCAUCCUGACAAAGACAGCCAGGCCUGCAUGCUGGUUUUCUACCCCAACUUUGAAAGCAGCAAGGAGGCUGCCACAGACGAAGUGAUCCUGCUGCUGGAUGUGUCCGAGUCCAUGAGAGGGGGGUCACUCCACAAUGCCAGGAUGCUUGCGCUGCACAUUAUCAAAACCCUCGACCCCAAUGUUAGAGUCAACGUUGUUGUCUUUGGCACAGAUCACUCUCAAGCCUUUCUGGCAGCGCGUCCGCUCGCCGAAGCUGGGGAGGAGGCUGAGAGAUUCAUCAAGGCCAUCCCUCAGUCUGGAGGCAGCACCGAAUUGUGGCGUCCGCUACGGUUACUGAAUCUCCUCCCACCAUCCCGAGGCACCAGGAACCUUCUCCUGCUGUCAGACGGCCACAUCCAAAACGGAAUGCUGACUUUGCAAAUGCUGAGGGACAACGCUCGCCACAGCCGUCUCUUCACCUGUGGCCUGAGUACCACGGCUAAUCGCCACAUGCUGCGUGCUCUGGCCCAAGCAGGAGGCGGAGCUUAUGAGUACUUUGAUACCAAGACGAAACAUACCUGGAAACACAAGGUGGCCUCUCAGGUGCAGCGAAUGUCAGCCCCAAGCUGCAGCUCUGUGUCAGUCAAGUGGCAGCAGUUCAACCCAGCAGCACCAUCUCCUGUACAAGCCCCAAAACGGCUCCAGUCUUUGUUCAACGACUGCCACACCCUCGUCUUUGGCUUUGUGCCACACUGCACACAGGCCACUCUUCUGGGAAACUUGAGUGGCCAGGAGCUGAACACCAUGGUGUCAACCAGUGAACUGCAGAAAACCAAAGGCACGUUUCUCCACAAGCUCACUGCGCGGGCCAUCAUCAGGGAUUAUGAAGACGGAAGCCUGGACUUCAGCGAGCCAAUUCAAGAGGGGAAGAAGUCAGAGUUGAAGUCCUACAUUAUCGAACUGAGCAAAGAGUUCUCCAUCCUGUCGCAGUUCACCAGCUUUGUGGCAAUUGAAGAAAGGGACACUGGUGAAUCUGAAAAGGGCUACACUGAUAUUGCAAAGUUACUCGCUGAGGAAGAUGUUGACAUCCUGUCAUACAUGAGCUGGGAUUAUGGUGAUAAAGAAGAAGAAGAAGAAGAAGGAGAAGACUUGAUGUCCUCAUUGCUUUGUGCAGGACGGAUGCUCCAUUCUCUAUGUACAGAGUCCUGGAUCUCGGACUUUGAUGUCAUCCUUGGCAUGGAUGGUGACAUGAUGAUGGAUUUACCGGCGCACUUCCUUGGCAUGAAUGAUGAUGAUUAUCAUCAGAUGGUUCCAACAAAUCAGACAUAUGGUGAAGAAGCAAGUCUUUCAGAUGAGUCUUCAUCAUACGGAGAGAUGGAGGCGUCCUUGGACUCACCACCGACUCGCCAAGGUUCAGAUUCCGUCUUGUUUGGUGCAGUGCAGUCAGAACAAGUGACUGAGAAAAUGGUGGGAGCAUUUGGACGCACAGAGUCUCCUGGAAGCAGUUAUUCUGCAGUCGAGAUUCAAGCUCCUCGUCUCGCUUCCUUAUCUCGUUUCGCAAAGUGCCAGGGCUCGUCCAUGUCCCUGCUCAGACAAAGCCCGCCUGAUUCUGAUUAUUAUUCUGAAAAGCCAGUGAUUGCUGGAUUCUCGUUCAGUGGAUUCUCAUCCUGUCCUCCACCCCCUCCACCCCCUCCCUCGUUCAGUGGAUUCUCAUCCUGUCCUCCACCCCCUCCACCCCCUCCCUCGUUCAGUGGAUUCUCAUCCUGUCCUCCACCCCCUCCACCCCCUCCCUCGUUCAGUGGAUUCUCAUCCUGUCCUCCACCCCCUCCACCCCCUCCCUCGUUCAGUGGAUUCUCAUCCUGUCCUCCACCCCCUCCACCCCCUCCCUCGUUCAGUGGAUUCUCAUCCUGUCCUCCACCCCCUCCACCCCCUCCCUCGUUCAGUGGAUUCUCAUCCUGUCCUCCACCCCCUCCGCCACCCAUGAUGGGAGGUGCUAUACUGUCUUCAGGUCUCCGUCCGUUUGGUUCUGCCUCCUUUUUCACCACUCCUCCUUACCAUCCCACCUCUCCUUCUGGGUUCUCUCCUCCUUCCAGCCUAUCCACACUGCCUGAGCCUAUGAGUCUCACAAAGCCUGGCCAAGUAGCUGGAGAAGCUUUGGAAUCUAUUCCCUUAUUACGAUCUGUGAUUUCAGAUCACAGUUUAUCUCCACAUCUUUCCUUCUUCCCUGACUCGAGAGAAAAACGCACUAAGGCCCAUUUCCAAGCCCCAGCCGGACCUCCAGUCAUCCAAGAACCCCAGCAAGGAGCAGGAAGCAUGCCUGACAUACCUUUAGAAAAAAUGAGGGAAGAGGCUUCCCGAACAAGGCACACAUUUAGUUUGGCCCUUAGCGCCGGUGCAGCUGAAAUCAAUGUCAAACCCCAUCUUCACAAAAGGAGACGGUGUCUCAGUUUAUCACAGAAGAGGAGAUCACAGCCAUUACAGCCUGAAGACCUGCACCUAAAAUGGACAGAGAUCUUUAAGCUGCAACUUCCAGAGGGAUUUUGGGAGUCGACCGCUGAACUGGGUCAGCUCAUCAACGUGGACCUUUGCCUCUUCGCUGACGUCUUCCUGAAAAGCAGAGGCAUCAACUCUCUGGGAGAGAAGGCCCGUGUGGACAUCCUGAGGCUGGUGGCAACGCUUCUGGUCCUGCAGCUGAUGAGAGUGAGGGAUCCGGAGUUCGGUCGUUUUCUCCACUCGCUUUUCAACCUCAGCAAGUCCACUCAGCACAGGCCGGAGCAUUGGGAGCAGCUGAAGCGAGCGGUGGACUGGGUCAUCUGGGCCGACCGCCAGUACCCGUGCAUCUGCAGCCGGCUGGAGUUCGGCGUGAGCUGGGAGUCGUCCACUCGCCAGCUGCUGGGCUUUGACUCUCUGCCUCCGUUCUCACCGCUGCAGGGUCUGAACCUGCGCAACACUAGGGUGGAAGAUUAGCGCCGCUUACAAACAUGAUUCUGGCUUUGCACCUUAUACUAGGGGGGAAAAAAGUGUGGCCUUGCUUCAUCAAAUACUGCUCCAAAUGUAAAGCUACAAAUCUAUAACUGAGUGACAAUCAUUCUUUUUUUUUUUUUUUUUAAA